AAUGUCGCCAUCAUGCUGCGUCUUUGCGUGCUGCGUGCCACUGAUAGAGCGCAGUUCUAGUCGCGUCGUUCGUUCAGCGAAACGUGAUCGUCCGCCGCCUAUGUAUCUUUGUAGACUGUUUCCGACAGCAACAUAAAAUGUACCAAUAUGAAUAAUACAGGCAAUAAGCAAUCGUAACAAAACUACGUGUUGACGUUAAAAUACAGUUUAAAGUAAUCGUUCGAUAUCGACUGUGUUCGUAAGCGAGUUAUGUAUUGGUUUUACGUGUUUUACCGAGGCCACCGUCGAACUUUGACAGACGCUAGCAUGUCACGUCUAAACGUGAUAAUCUUUGUGCUAGGUGCUUGGAAUCUUAUUAACGCAGUAUCUGCAACACAAGAUGGUCAGUGUAUUUGGUAUGGAGAAUGUUACACAGACAUAUAUAUGCACAAAAAGAAUUGCCCUUAUACAGGACCACCUAAGUUAUUGGAUAAUGAAGGUCAAAAACUAUUGGCUAAAAAUUGUCCUCAUUUAAUGAUUGAUUCUGGAAAUGGGAUUAAUACCUGCUGCGAUACAAAUCAGUUAAAAACAAUGGAUCAAAAUAUUAAGCUGGCAUCUAAUUUUUUAAACAGAUGUCCUAGCUGUUUGGAUAAUUUAGUAAAGCAUUUCUGUGAAUUUACUUGUAGCCCAGUACAAAGCAAGUUUAUCAACGUUACAGAAAUACAAACAGAGAAAAAUGUAAAAUAUGUCAAUGGCAUAGAUAUAUAUAUAACAAAUAAGUAUUUGGAAGGUACAUUUAAUUCUUGUAACAAAGUAUCAGUACCUAGCACUGGACAAUUAGCAAUGGAUUUAAUGUGUGGCAUAUGGGGAGCUAGUAGAUGUACCACAUUAAAAUGGUUCCAUUAUAUGGGUGAUGCAGCAAACAAUCAAUAUGUACCAUUUCAAAUUACAUAUAAAAAUACUGAUGAACCUGUAGGUUCAUUUAUUCCUGUAGACCCUAAAAUUACUCCUUGUAAUAAAGCAUUAAAUAAAAAUACUCCAGCAUGCAGUUGUGUAGACUGCGAAGCCAGUUGCCCAGUACCACCAUCACCACCUCCCUUACCAACACCUUUCACCAUUUUUGGCUAUGAUGGCUAUGCUGUAAUGAUGAUCAUUACUUUUGUGUGUGGUUCAGCUCUUUUCAUCUUAUCCAUUGUAUGCUUCAAUAAUAGAAAACAAAUUGUUGCACGAGGUGAGGAAGUAGGAAGGCAGGUGGGUAGACGCCUAGCCGCAGGGUUACACCACCCAGGAGAUGGUGCUCGUAUUGCUCUUGCCGCAGACCAAGAAGACAGCCCACUUCAAUCUAAACGUUCCAGUGUGAUAUCUGCAGAUGAUUUGCCGAGCGGAUUCGACGAUGAAGAACAAUCAACAUUCAUUGAAAAAUUAGGUGCAGGCACCGACAAACUGUUAGCAGAAUUCUUUUGUUGGUGGGGUACAGCAUGCGCGUCACGACCGUGGUUUGUCCUUUUCGUUGGUUUCUUAUUUAUCAUUAGUUUGGGACAUGGAAUAAAAUAUAUACAUGUUACCACUGAUCCAGUUGAAUUAUGGGCUGCUCCACAAUCUCGAUCACGAAUUGAAAAAGAAUAUUUCGAUCAACGUUUUGAACCAUUCUAUAGAACUGAACAAAUAAUUAUAACAUCAAUUGGUUUGCCGAACAUUGUACAUAAUACAUCUAAUGGUCCAGUUAUCUUUGGUCCUGUAUUUAAUGAUACCUUCCUCAAAACUGUUUACAAAUUACAAGAAGAAAUAAAGAAGAUAACAACUCCAAAUAAUUUUACUUUAGCAAACAUAUGUUUUGCUCCAUUAACCAGUCCGUUUACGGGACCGCCAACAGUAUCACAAUGUGUCAUUCAAAGUAUUUGGGGAUAUUGGCAAGACAGUGUAGAAGCUUUUGAUUACACUACUGUAGAUGAUGAUAAUUUUACAGUAAAUUAUUUAGAUCACUUCAGAGUUUGUUCGCAAAAUUCAUAUAAUCCUGAAUGUCUGGCACCUUAUGGUGGUCCUGUGGAACCAGCAAUUGCAGUUGGGGGAUUUUUAUUACCAGGUCAAGAUCUCCAGAAUCCUUCAUAUGAGAAAGCCACAGCAGUAAUUUUAUCUAUACUAGUAAAUAAUUAUCAUAAUAAAUCCAAGUUACAUCCAGCAAUGGAAUGGGAAAUGAGUUACGUCAAAUUUAUGAAAAAUUGGAUAGCGACAAAGAAACCAGCAUUUAUGGAUAUUGCUUUUACCUCAGAACGUUCAAUAGAGGAUGAGUUGAAUCGUGAAUCUCAAUCAGAUGUUUUAACUAUUCUUGUCUCAUAUAUUAUUAUGUUUGCAUAUAUUGCGAUUUCUCUUGGGCAGAUAAAAAAUUGCAGUCGACUUUUGAUCGAUUCUAAAAUUACUCUUGGCCUUGGUGGUGUACUUUUGGUAUUGGCCUCUGUUGUUUGUUCUGUUGGUUUAUUUGGUUUUGUUGGCAUUCCGGCUACGCUCAUUAUUAUUGAAGUCAUACCAUUCCUUGUUCUGGCUGUUGGAGUAGACAAUAUUUUCAUACUUGUCCAAACACAUCAAAGGGAAAGCCGUCGUCCUAAUGAAUCAAUACCUGAACAUAUCGGUCGUAUUCUCGGUCAAGUGGGACCAAGCAUGUUACUUACCAGUGUGUCAGAAAGUUGUUGUUUCUUCCUUGGUGGAUUAUCUGAUAUGCCUGCCGUUAAAGCUUUUGCUCUAUAUGCCGGUAUGGCAUUAUUGGUAGAUUUUGUGCUACAAGUAACCUGUUUUGUUAGUUUAUUAGCACUAGAUACUGUUCGUCAAGCAAACAAUAAACUUGAUGUAUGUUGUUUUAUUCGUGGAUCGAAGAAAGACGACGGGGAGGAAGUAGUAAACGGAAUUUUGUAUAAACUUUUCAAAGUUGUGUAUGUUCCACUAUUGUUGAAAAAAUGGGUGCGUGCAUUUGUUAUGAUAGUAUUUUUUGGAUGGAUUUGUUCAAGCAUUGCGGUUGUUCCGCACAUUGAAAUUGGUCUAGAUCAAGAACUUUCUAUGCCUGAAGAUAGUUUUGUCUUGAAAUAUUUCAAAUUUUUAAAUAGUUACUUAUCUAUUGGACCACCAAUGUACUUUGUUGUAAAAGAAGGAUUAAAUUAUUCUAACAAAGAUAUACAGAAUCUUGUAUGUGGCGGUCAAUAUUGUAAUAACGAUUCGGUAUCGACUCAAAUAUUUAUAGCAUCAAAACAAUCAAAUAGGACAUACAUAGCAAAACCUGCAUCAUCAUGGCUAGAUGAUUAUAUCGACUGGUCUCAAUUGUCGAUGUGUUGCAAAUAUUUUGUUUCAAAUGAUUCUUUCUGUCCGCAUACAGGAUCUAGUAAAUAUUGCUCUUCGUGUAAUAUCACCACAAAUAAUAUUGGAAGACCUAUACCAACAGACUUUGAACGAUAUGUAUCAUUUUUCUUGCAAGAUAAUCCUGAUGAAAUGUGCGCUAAAGCAGGUCAUGCUGCUUAUGGUCAUGGUGUUAACUAUGUUACUGAGCUUGAAACAGGCCUGUCGAAAGUCGGGGCGUCCUAUUUUAUGACUUACCAUACUAUAUUAAAAACAUCCGCCGAUUAUUACGAAUCGAUGAGAGCUGCAAGAGCUAUAUCAGCAAAUAUAACAGAGACGAUUAAUAACUAUUUAAAAAGUAUCGGUGACAGUUCAACUGUUGAGGUGUUUCCGUACAGCAUAUUUUAUGUUUUUUACGAGCAGUACUUAACAAUGUGGCCGGACACGUUAUAUAGUAUAGGGAUAUCCUUAAUUGCUAUCUUCGUGGUAACUUUCCUUUUGAUGGGUUUGGACAUAUUUUCCUCUGUUAUUGUUGUAAUUACCAUUAUGAUGAUUGUCGUUAAUAUUGGUGGUUUAAUGUAUUGGUGGCACAUAACAUUAAAUGCAGUAUCCCUCGUUAAUCUUGUUAUGGCUGUUGGAAUUGCCGUUGAAUUUUGCAGUCAUUUGGUACACUCCUUCUCAGUAUCAGUAAAAACAACACGUGUUGAAAGGGUUGCUGAUGCAUUGACGAAUAUGGGAAGUUCAAUUUUUAGCGGUAUCACUCUUACAAAGUUUGGUGGAAUUAUAGUACUCGGUUUUGCUAGAAGUCAAAUCUUUAAGGUAUUCUACUUCAGAAUGUACCUGGGUAUUGUGUUGUUUGGGGCUGCACAUGGUCUAAUAUUCCUGCCAGUAUUAUUAAGUUACAUUGGCACACCAAUGAACAGAGAAAAGUUAGCAAAUCACAAGAGAGCAAUGCAAGGAAAUCUGGACAACGUACAGGAGACUUCCUUGAAUCAUCGCGUAAGCAAACUCAAUUCUCCUCCCACACCCACCACAAGCACACCUACGUUCAGAGUGCUUGAAUAUGAAAGAUAGGCGUGAUGUCGCGCCGAGGGCGUAGAAAAGCCCAUGAAUGUGCCAGCAGGGCUAGAAACGAAUCUAGGAGUCAAGUGUGUGGGCCUGACUCUCCUUUACUCCAAAAUGACAACAAUCAGUACCCAACCACUUCCUACGCCAGUGUGAACUCCAUAGAGCAGUUACAUCAAGUGACUUUUUAGCAUUAAUCAUUAUCCGAAUUAACUCAUAAAACGACUUUUAUACUUAGAGAGACUGAACAUAAUCUGUUUGUAUAAUACAAAAUUAUUUUUACUAUAUAUGUAUGAUCAACAAUUUUUUCCUUUUUUAAAGUUCAGUAGAUUUGCGUCUGAAUGGUGAUCGAGAAUCUUGUAAUCGAUGCGAACUAUGAAGUUCACGUCUGGUAUAUUUCAUAACUAGGAAGAAAAAUUUCGUAUCUUGUUGUUACUAUUAACAUAAUAAGAUUGCGUUAUAUUUAAGAUAUUUAAUUAUAAAAGAACGUCUCAUAAUUUUACAUCAUUCUAUUUCUAAAGCUUUAAGAUUUAUGGGUAUAAUAUCUGAAAUGGUGCAAUUGAUCAAAUCAAUUGGAAGUGUCAAGAAAUAUUGUAAUAUGAUUUUAAUUAAUAUUAAUUUUAUGUUUUCCGGUAUUUUUUCAGUGGAAAUGCGUAAAUCUGUGUUGCUUGGCAAAUGGUAAAUGUACCUGCAUUUUUAUCAUGCUUUAUCUCUAUUUGUGCAUUUUGUCAUUGCGAGGUAAUAUUGGUUUCCGAUAUAGGUGUCGUAUAAUGCAGGUUUCGAAUAAACCAAUUCGACGGUAAGAUUUGUAUAUCAUAUCGAAAGGUUUAAGAAAACAGCGUAUUCCUUUUAAUGUCUUUUCGAAUACUUUGCAUAAUAUGACUCGAAAUUUCAUCUAAAAAUAUUAACCGUCCAUAAUUGAGGUGAAAUAUCGAAUAUGUACAAAUUUGAAUUUCGUAUUGUAUAAAUCUUUAGAGAAUUAUAUAUACAUAUAUGUAAGCCGUAAUUCUCAACGUAAGUAGAAUUUAGGUUAACAGCUUAAAAUUUGUGCGGCAUCCAUAUCGGAGUACAUUUUACCCUGAUUUUCUUUCCAUGAUAUAUGUAUAAGCGAUAGUACUCGUUGUUUCUUAUAUAUGGUUGAUAUUAGUAACAGUUUCCAGAAAUAUGUUUUUAGUUCAAACCAAGCAUCAGGAAACUAUUUCGUAUUCCCUUUAUUUUUUUUUUUAUAACCGAUAGAUAUUUUAGGCAAAGUUUUUUAUUUGAUUUUGUUUUGUCUGCAAUCUUAUUGAAUAUGGGUAAUAUUAAACAAGUCACAGCAAAUAUCUAAGUACUGAAAGGAAAAGGCAAUGACAAAUUAUUAUUUUUUACUAUGCAGUAGUCACUUGGUUUUAGUAGGUUUCGUUCUUACAAUUUGCCUAAUUAAUUCUAGGUAAUUAAGACAUUCGAUAAAUGAAAAAAACAGGUAGUUAGCCUUAUUACUAGAAGUUAAAUGAUAUAGUCGUAUUAGUGCUUAAUUUCUUUUGCGUGCUUCAUCGGUGUAAAGUGUCUCCUAAGAGUUGUAUGUUUCUGCUCAAUAUCUGUAACAAAUUUAAGCAGUAUUGUUUUUUCAUAUGAGAAGUUGAACAUAGAAAAAUGUUCGGAUAGCUUGAUUGCAUCGAAACGAUAUCAAUGUCCUUUGUAAAUGUGGAUAUUUCCUGUUGCGAGUUGAACUCGAACAUGUUUUCUAAAUUAUUUGUAUACGAAUAACAAUUUUUAUACUGACAACAAAAGAAUACGUAAUGCAAUGUUGCAAAAAAUCUCGUUAGUUAAAUAAUAGAUGAUUCGUUGGCGAUUGUUACGAUAUUAUGCUAUGUAUAUACACAGGUAAAAUGAUAUUCUUUCAUAUAAAUCUAUGUUUGUAAAUCCGGUUGAGUAUUCCUUACACAUCAAAUUAGUAUUCAAGCGGUUAAAGGCAUGUCCUACAUAUAUACAUGGUUAACAAAAAAGAAGUACUAUGACUGUUAAAUAAAAGGUGCCAUAAUUUGGCAACAAGUACGUAAAAUUA
Messenger RNA from Bombus impatiens (common eastern bumble bee), 6409 nucleotides. It is a transcript of the gene Npc1a, whose product is annotated as NPC intracellular cholesterol transporter 1. Lineage: Eukaryota; Metazoa; Arthropoda; Insecta; Hymenoptera; Apidae. Gene Ontology annotation, molecular function: lipid carrier activity. Bases 250 to 4374 code for a protein of 1374 amino acids. Gene Ontology annotation, cellular component: membrane. The transcript is spliced from 20 exons. The record is from RefSeq and is a predicted model, not a curated record.